AUGGACCUACAUAAAAAGUGGAUUCUUGGACCAAUGGUCAAUUUUACGAAUCUUCCUUUUAGAUUAACAUGCCUUGAUUAUGGAGCUGAUAUAGUAUUUACUGAGGAAAUAAUGGAUUUUAAUAUAUUAAAGACAAAUAGGAUAUUUAAUGAGAAAUCUGGAAUAUAUGAAUAUACUGACGAUAGAAAUUCUGUAAUAUUCUCUACAAAUCAAAAUGAAAAUGGAAAGGUUAUUUUUCAAAUAGGUACAUUUUGUUCUGUAAAUGCACUAAAAGCUUGCGAACAUAUUAUUAACGAUUUCUGUGCCUUUGAUAUUAACAUGGGUUGCCCAAAAUUAUAUAAUAUACGUCGUGGUAUGGGAUCUGCUUUGCUUCUGAAACCUGAAAUAGCUGAAGAUAUACUUAAAUGUUUGAAUAGAAAUCUUCCUAAAUGUUCCAUAACUUGUAAGAUCAGAUUACUCGAUGACUUUAAAAAGACUUUAGACUUUAUUAGAUUAUGCUCCAAUUGUAAUAUUUCAGGAAUUACAGUACAUGCUCGUACUCCAAAAGAAAAAUACGAUGUAUUUCCACACUGGGACAUAUUUCCACUAAUUAAAAGUGAGCUUUCAUCUUGCAUACCAGUAAUUGCAAAUGGCGAUUUUUCUUCUGCUAGCUUAAUUAAUAGUUUUGAAUCUAAAUUUCCAAAUGCUGUUGAUUCCUUUAUGUUAUCAAGAUCUGCUAGGCAUGAUCCAUCUAUCUUUUUACAAAAGUUAGAAUGGAAACAGAGGGUACAAGGAUCAAUUGGUGAUAUGAAGAUAGAUAUAAUUACUGAUAAAUAUGACUGUAUUAAAAAAUUUUUAAAAUAUGCUAUAAUUACAAAUUUACCGUUUAAAUCUACUAAAAAUAUUAUAGCUUAUAUGAAACCUGUCCAUUGUCAUAGUAAUGCCUUAAAUAAAAUAAAUGGUGCAAAUUCUAAGCAUAAACUAUUGGAUAUAUUUAAUAAUUCUAACCAAUAA
Messenger RNA from Cryptosporidium muris RN66, 993 nucleotides. RefSeq names its product dihydrouridine synthase family protein. Bases 1 to 993 code for a protein of 330 amino acids. The transcript is spliced from 4 exons. Gene Ontology annotation, molecular function: tRNA dihydrouridine synthase activity; flavin adenine dinucleotide binding. The record is from RefSeq and is a predicted model, not a curated record. Gene Ontology annotation, cellular component: cytoplasm. NCBI's taxonomy places the organism in Eukaryota, Apicomplexa, Conoidasida, Eucoccidiorida, Cryptosporidiidae. Gene Ontology annotation, biological process: tRNA dihydrouridine synthesis.